AUGCUGGCAGUACAAUCGCUGAUAACCGUGGGUCCGACUUUGCGCGUUCUUGGUGGCGCCGCCUCACUAUCAGUCGUGGUCUCGGCUCGAACAGCACAGGCCAGCCAAAUCACCACCACCAGUAUCCGCAACUACCAUGUCUCCAUAGUCAGAAGCAGCGACCACAGUAGAUCCAGCAAGAAUGACCUCAAAGCAUCUAGAGCGGCCUUCACCCAGCGACAGAUUUUGGACGAACUCAGGGCCUCUGCUUCCUCGUCAAAUUCUUCUACGUCGCUGUCAGAAGCUCAGCCUCGACCACGCUUCAAUGCUACCGCCGAAGCCGCACUCGACGCCGCGUCAGGAGGGCGAGGCGGCGGAAUUUCUCUUGGCAUAGCUGGACUAUCGGCAGGUGGAGGUCAAUCAUGGUCGCAACUCAAGACGGGUCAGAAAGUAGCGCGUGCCACAGUGCAAUCGACUCGAACUUUGCUCAUCUUGGGCGGUGGAGCGCUGACAUUUGUUCUAGUCUAUGCGCUUACCAGCGAGCUAUUUGCCAAGAACAGCCCCACUGUCAUCUACGCGGACGCUUGCAGACGUGUCCAGAACAGCGCGGCGAUUGCAAACCAUCUUUUGACACCGUACCGUUUCCGCACAUCACCCACUGCUGAAAGUGGAUCGAGCGACUUUUCACCUCUAAAUCCUCCUUCGGUGAAAAACAGAAGACGAUCGAGGUCAGUGCCUUCGGUGACGUUGACCGACCAAUACACUGGCGAGGAGAAGAUGCUGCUUCGCUUCUGGAUCGGAGCAAGAGAGAAAGGAGAAGAUUGGUCCAUCUUGGAUACUGCACGCUACGAGAUCGUGGAAGCGGGCAAGUGGCUGGCUCGCAAGGUGACGGAAGGCGGUGAAUGGCUGGGCGAGCAGCUCGGUGUCGAUCUUGGCUCAAACGACGCUAUGGGUGGCGAGAAGGACGGAACCGGUGCAGUUGCGACUAGCUCGGACAGCUCGUCCUCUGCUGCCAACGCAUCAGCAAACAAUGUGCUGAGUCGAACAUGGAGCUCAGCUCUAGGCGGCAUCACGAGCCUGGUGCGAAACUCAACGGAAGCCAUCACAUCGACGCUCACCUCGGCUGCUUCGCCAAAAACACAUCGAACUUCCGAGCCAGGGACGUGGUCUACGGGUGAGGUACACGCCGAGCUGGUCAAAGAUCAAGACGGUACUCUACAGUAUCGUACGCUGUUUGUCGAUAUUCCCAACUCGCAAGCGUUGAUGCGCCAGCGUGUCUGGAUCGUACGUCACCCGGGUGACGUGCAGAGGUGA
Mycosarcoma maydis (corn smut) is the source of this 1293-nucleotide messenger RNA. RefSeq lists its product as uncharacterized. Lineage: Eukaryota; Fungi; Basidiomycota; Ustilaginomycetes; Ustilaginales. The record is from RefSeq and is a predicted model, not a curated record. The coding region runs from base 1 to 1293 and encodes 430 amino acids. Gene Ontology annotation, biological process: protein import into mitochondrial matrix. Gene Ontology annotation, cellular component: TIM23 mitochondrial import inner membrane translocase complex. The transcript is spliced from 2 exons.